This is a messenger RNA of Branchiostoma belcheri (Belcher's lancelet), 6322 nucleotides long. Its product is annotated as probable ATP-dependent RNA helicase DDX60. Bases 234 to 5816 code for a protein of 1860 amino acids. The record is from RefSeq and is a predicted model, not a curated record. Gene Ontology annotation, cellular component: cytoplasm. Gene Ontology annotation, molecular function: nucleic acid binding; ATP binding. The transcript is spliced from 40 exons. Lineage: Eukaryota; Metazoa; Chordata; Leptocardii; Amphioxiformes; Branchiostomatidae.
ACUGUUAACGUUAUAACGUUAUUGGUCAAAGGUCAAGUCGGCGAGUCGUGUGACUGAAACUACUAACAGUAACAGUUUCAUAGUCAUUUGGUGGUGAGAUACAGAACAGAGUUCGGGCACAUAGAAAAUUCGCUGAGCCUGUUACUGUCGCCGUGUGGUUGCUGUUGCUGCAAGCCUGUACAAAUCGCCCGCAUUGUCUGAAGGCCACAUGUCAUCAGAGAAAUGUUGAAGAAAUGGCUGGACGCUCAAGAGAGAUCCCUGACAGCUGGGAGCAGCUGGAUGAAGAGUUAGAGGACGUGCCUGAUGAGGAGUCAGCUACAGACAUGCCAGAGGAAUCCUGGGACACCUCUGAUGAUGAUAGCUAUGAGGACCCAGAGGAGGAAGCAAGGCCUUCAACCCCCACAAGGACGUUAUCUUCAGAUGACAGCAAUUCAGAUUCUGCAGACAGUGAGUCAGAGUCAGAGUCUGAUCAUGAGAUGGAAAAUGAGGAUGAAGGAGAAAUUAGUUCUAUUGCAAAGAUCUGCCUGAAGCACCUGCCAGCUGAUAACCACAUCAAGUCACAAUGGGUCAGUCUGUUACAUGACUUUGUGGACUCUGAACUGUUCAUCAUAGAUGGUGAUUCUUUGCUCCUGGAGCUACUUUCAGAGGUGAAUCUGGACUGGAGCCAUGGAGGACAGUACCUACACUUGAUCUUCCUGGUUGAGAGGUUCCUCCAUACCUUCCAUCAGCUCGGUGGAAUUUUCCACAUUGUCUUCUUCAGAGACAUGCAGGUGCUGUGGACCAGCUGUCCCUCCAUGAUGCUGGCCCGUCACGUGAUCAUACAGCAUCUCCAGGAGAACACAGCCUACACAGUCACAACCAACAUACCAGCAGCUGACUCUCCACAGUGGCACCAGUAUCUACAGAACAACAGGCCAGCCUUCGUUACCAUCUCUGACGGCUGCCAAAAUCUCCCUCUAGGUUUACCCAAGAAUGCCGUCUUGGCAGUUUUUAAGACACUGCUUCUGCAUGUCUUGAGUGAAGGAGUCAACUGUGUGUACAUGUCAGAAAUAGAGCACACGGCUACCAAAGCGUAUGGAUUUUACAUUGAGUGUCGUCCUCACAUUAUGAAUAUGUGGUCUAAGAAAUACUUGGAGUACAGGGAGAAAGGACAGUAUCCUUCUAUGUUAAGUCUUCUGCAACAGAAUGUGACAGAAGACUGCAAAAAUCUGGAACAGUUAAGAUCCAAACUGAUGAAAGUGAGCAGCUCCAGCCUGGCCCGGUCCCUCCCUGCUGGUGUCAGAGACGUGGUAACAGUUGUGGCCUGUUCACAGGUGCUGGACCAGCGACUGACAACUGCUGAUGCACAGGUCACAGAAGACAUUGUCCGCUUUUUCCUGCUGCACAUUGUGCUGCUGCGGCACCUCUCACUCAGACAGAGAGCUCAGCAGCUCAGGGACUUCAGCAAGGCUCCCUUCUCAUUCCCUGUUCACCUGCUGUCACGUGUCAUGGAGCAGGUUCAAGUCUGCAUGGUGGAGAUGUUAGAGGAGUGCAGCAGGGUCGGGUACUUUGGUGAGAUGGAGACAAAGUUCCUGUCAGAUAUCAUGGAUGGACGGCUAUUCCUGCAGCUGUCCUAUUUCAUCCUGGACGCACACAGCAGAGGACAGCAGGCAUCUCUGCUGUCAGAAGAUGUUCGUUGUGAGCUGGAAGUACUGUGGGACAUUGUAACCGACAUCAGUGAGUCAGAACUGAGCCCUGCCUUCCCUGUCGUAGCUUCGCCAGUUGGCAGAAUAGAGAGAGAGGACCACUCUGCAGAACAAAAGGAACACACUGCUAAUUCAGUGUCAGAUGAACUUGAAGCUCUGGGCAUCCACAGCAGAGCUGCAUUCUUCCCAGUGUCCAAUAAGCUGGUAGAUGCUUUUGCUGGAAAUGUGAACAACUGUCUGCCACACCUUGACAGGACAGACAGAGAGGUGACUGCUGCCAUCACUGAGAAUCAAGACUUUGAUGAGACCUAUCAUUGGCAUUCUGGGAAGCCCCUUGCUGAUGAUUAUGAUAACACCAAGGAUACCUUCAAUCAUGAACAAUUGCCAACUGACCCCUGGCUGAGGAGGAAGGUCUUGAAAGACAAGCAGAAGUUUAGCAGACACAUGCAGUCAUAUGGAGAGUCGCUAGAGGGACCAGGUUUUAGAAAGGUUCCCAUUGUUGUUCGUGAGAAGUCUGACCAAAAGCAGGAAGAGAAAGAGAGGAAGAAGAAAGAGCGUCAAGAAAUGGCAAAGACAGCCAAGCAGAAGACAGUUAAGAAAUCAAAGAAAGAUCUCAUCAUUGAAGCAGCCAAGAAAAAAGAAGAAGAAACAAAAGCGACACAGAUGCUUCAACAAUGGCAAACUUUGAAGACAUCCCUGGAGAGCAGCAAAGCUGUCAAGUCCAUCCGUGAGCUUGAGACGUUUGUUGAGAAGUGUAGCCGUGAGCAGGUACCACAUGUCGCCACCGAGGCACAACUCACCAUUCUCCAACACAAGGUAGACAUGUGGAGGGACCAGUGUACAAAAGGAGACAGUGCAGGUGACAUUGGGAAACCUAAUCUGAACACUGCUGUGGACAUUGUUCAAACAGUGUCUGACAUAGUUGAUAAAUAUGGGCAGCACCUGAGAUCCAAGCAGAGACAAGAACUGGCAGGUGCACUCAGGCUCCUGGGACUGUCUGACAUGGAAGGGUACAUUGUAAUAUCUGAAGGGUCUGAGCAGGACAUGGUACCUGAUGGUUUAAAGGUACAUACUAAGAGUAAGGAUGAAGACACGAGGUGUUCAGUACAGAUGAGCAGUAACAGGUUCCAGCUCCGGCACAUGGGGCACCUUCUGAAGAGGGAGGGGAGAGAGGACGCUGAUCCCAGGGUGCAACAGUUCAUCCCUGAUACAUGGCAGAGAGAACUGCUGGAUGCCGUGGACAACAAUGAGUCAGCCCUGAUUGUAGCUCCAACCUCCUCUGGGAAAACCUACGCCUCCUACUACUGUAUGGAGAAGGUGCUGAGAGAUGGGGAUGAUGGUGUUGUUGUCUACGUCUCCCCAACCAAGGCACUGGUGAACCAAGUAGCUGCCACUGUGUACGCUCGCUUCAGUAACAAGAAGAUGCCAGAUGGGAUGUCUGUGUACGGCGUGUUCACCAGGGACUACAGGCAUAAUGCACUCAACUCUCAGAUCCUGGUGACAGUUCCACAAUGUUUGGAAAUCCUGUUACUCGCUCCUCACCGCCAGAAGUGGGCACAGAAAAUUCGCUAUGUGAUAUUUGAUGAAGUCCACUGCAUGGGCUCAGAGAUAGGAGCUGAGGUGUGGGAACACCUGCUCCUGCUGGUCCCCUGCCCUUUCCUGGCUCUGUCUGCAACAAUAUCUAACCCACAGGACCUUCAAGGCUGGCUACAGUCUGCAAAGGACUUUCAAAAACAGUUGGAUGGUCAGGCAAAGCAGAGGAAAAAAGCCCACCCACAGUCGUAUAAUGUCCGGUUAGUUGUGUAUGGAGAACGCUACUCUGACCUGGAGAAGUCUGUCUAUCUGCCCUGCUCCAACUCUGAAGACAGUCUUGUUCCCAUGCACCCCUACUCUGUCCUGACUGUGAAACAGCUCCAGGACAACCUGGAUAACCCUGAUGGAGCGUUUCCUCGGGACUUGACUCUGUCACCCAGGGAGACACUACAGCUGUAUGACACAAUGGCACAAGUCUGGCCAGAAAGAGAGAGCUUAAAGGCACUAGAAGCUGAUACAUACAGUGACUUUGCCACCCGUGAUCACCUUCUCAUCACAAAGGCACAGGCCAGGCAAUAUGAGGCUGACUUGAAGAAGGAACUGCUUACCUGGCUUAAGGAACAUCAUAAGGAAAAGGUUAGACAUGUUCUGGAAAAGCUGAGCAGACACAUGCUGCAGCAGCAAGACACCUGUGCUAAAGAACAACAAAAGCACAAUAUUGACAUCACUGGUGAAAAAUUUCUGAGUCAUCAGAUUGUUAGACUGCUGGACAAGUUGAAACAAGAAGACAAGCUUCCAGCUCUUGUGUUCAGCUUUAGUCGCGGCCUGAUAGAACACCUUGUACACAAGGUGGAUGUAACUCUCGAAGAGAUGGAAAUGGAGACCUUGGAAAGCAUGGGAGUCACCCAAUCCAGUAUCAAAAAAGACCUGGCCAUGAUGAGAAAGGUUGAGAAAGGGAAAAAGCGUGUACGAGACAAAGAAGAGAAGGGGUAUACCCUGGAAGCUAAAGAUGUGCCUGAUGCUAAACAUGUGAAUCAGGACGGAGCCAACAUGCGCCUUGCUUUUUUGAAGCACAGCUUUGUUUCUGAAGGCCUCCACAGCUCUGAGGAGCUGCAGAGGUAUCAGAGGAGGAUUAACUACCUCUCUGGUGGUCAUCUUCUGAAGAGAGGCCUGAGGAGAGGCAUAGGAUAUCACCAUGCUGGGAUGAAUGCAAAGGAAAGGCAGACUGUGGAAACAAUGUUUCGAAAUAAGCAUUUGAAGGUUGUCGUGGCUACUGCAACCUUAGCACUUGGUAUCCACAUGCCCUGUAAGACUGUGGUGUUCGCUGGUGAUUCUGUGUAUCUGGAUGCCCUGGAGUACAGACAGAUGUCUGGACGUGCAGGCAGAAGAGGGUUUGAUUCUGUUGGCAAUGUGGUAUUUUUUGGGUUGCCUAAGCCGAAGAUCAACCGACUGCUUGCCGCUAAUGUCCCUGAGCUGACAGGGAACUACCCGCUAACUCCCAGCCUGGUGCUCAGGGUCAUGCUGCUGACGGCUCAGGGGGACGACAAAACUGAUGCCUUUAACAAGGCUCUCAAUCUCCUGAAGCAUCCGUUCCUGUCUCACAACCAGCCACAGUUUCUAGCCCAGCUGCAGCACCACUUCCUCUUCAGCAUACAGUUCCUCAUGCGUCAGGGCCUGCUAGACCUGGAGGGCACCCCGCAAGGCAUGGCAGGCCUGGCCAGCCACCUGCACUAUCAUGAACCCUCCAAUUUCAUCCUGGUGUGGCUGCUGCAGAAGGGCAUCUUUCACCAGAUCUGUGUGCCUGAAGACGGUUCUACCAGUCACUUCUCUGACGACGUGUUACGUCGAUUGGUGCUGAUUCUGGCUAACCUGUUUGGGAGGAGCUACCUGCGAGCUACAAUCACUCCACAAACAGUCAAGGACAUGAAACAAAGAAAGGAACUCAGCCAGUCAAAGUUGAUUCUGGAAGACCUCCCAGAAUUUGUGUCUUCAUCCAUCCGGCAGUAUAAUCAACAGACGUGGAAAUUGUUCCACUCCUACCUGUGUACUGUGGCAGAGGCCCUGGCUCCUCAGCUUGGUCAGGAGACCAGCCUACCUGCUUCCCAAAUAGACUUCCUGUCAGCAGGCACUGGUGCCCCAUCAGCAGACAGUCAGACACUGACAGCACAGCUCCGCCAGUCCCAGAUUCACUUCAGUGUAGUUUCCACAUUUGCUGCCCUCUCUGGCCUCAAUGAUGACAACUUUCAGGAGUCCGACAACAUGUUUGAGUCUGUGCGACAAGGUCUGUACAUGGACAUGGACUCAGCACCCACCUUUCUCCUGGAGAAACACGACAGACGGGGUCGUCGGCAGUACCUAAACUCCUAUGCACUGGACUUCUUCAAACACCAAUCCUACGAUGCAAUCAUUAAGGACAAUGGGCUGAGAACUGGCUUUGCCUUCCAAGCGCUGAAGGACUUUAUGAUGACCAUCAAGUCCAUCUACAUCGCCCUGGAACAACUCGGACACGAAGAGGACAACGUGGUCAUGGCAUUCAAGCAACUUGCAGGGCGGUAUGAUGAAGCUUUCAACAAUGCCUUUGGAAAGAAUCGCACGUGAGACGCCCGGCCUCUAGACACGGAAAGAACCCUUGUGCAAGAAUUCUUACUCAAAUGCAAGCUGUAAAGAUUAAAUCAAAUCUAUGCUGCCUGUGUCAAGAAGACCAAUACUGUUCUUUAAGAUGAAUUCCAAUAUCAAGAUCUGAACAUUCUAAGGCAAUAUUUGCAAAUCAAUAUAUAGAUAGAUUGAUAAAGCCAAAUAACAUCUGAUUCAUUAUAAUUUACAAUAUUUCCAUUUUUGGUGAUGCUUCUGGAGUUAGACUAAUAGACUAAGUGUAGUACUAUGAUAUUUCGAUUGCCAUAAAGCAAUUACUUAGUGCUUCGGGUUAGUAUGAAAUAUGAGAAAUAUUUAAGACAAAUAACUUGGGCGAAUGUGAGGCAUAUGAAAACACUGGCCACAUUAAUCUAAUGUCUUGCAAACUUCAGAAGCUCACUGCUUGAGGGGACCUCGAGCGCCGUAGGUGCGAGGUUCCUAGGGGGGUCCGGGGGCAUGCUCCCCCUGAAAAU